AUGGGUUUCGCGGCAGGAUCCAGCGCCAAGAUGGGAUUUUUCGGUGGCCUCGGCCUCUGGAUUUUGAUCUCUUGCCUGGCGAUACGUUCCGGCGACGGGUUCUACCUUCCCGGCAGCUACCCGCACCGGUACCCCGCCGGCGGCGCCAUCCCGGUCAAGGUAAACUCCCUCAUCUCCAUCGACACCGAGAUAUCCUUCAGCUACUACAGCCUCCCGUUCUGCCGCCCGGUGGAGGGGAUCAAAGACAGCGCCGAGAACCUCGGGGAGCUUCUCAUGGGCGGCCGCAUUGACAACUCCCUGUACCGCUUCAAGAUGGUCACGAACGAAUCCGAUGUCUUCCGCUGCCGGUCCGACCCGCUCUCCGCCCACGACUUGGGCCUCCUCAAGAAGAGGAUCGACGGUUAACCUGAUCCUCGAGAACCUCACCGCCAUCCGGUUCCGGUACACCAAGAAGGGCCAUCUCCACCACCUGUGGACAGGGUACCCGCUGGGGUUCUGGAUCGGCGACGCCUACUAGGUGUUCAACCACCUGAAGUUCACAGUUUUGGUGCACGAGUUCGAGGAUGCCCAUGUGGCGAAGGUGACGACCACGGGGGAUGCAUCUGAGGCGAUCCUGGAGAAGGCGGAAUCCGAGUUGCCCGGAUGGAUGGUGGUCGGCUUCGAGGUCGUCGUGCCUUGUAGCUUCAGCAGGCACGGUGCUGAGUCGGUCAAGAAUCUCAAGAUGUACGACAAGUACCCGGCGAAGAUCCAGUGCGAUCCCACGAAGGUGGCGAUGACGGCGGAGGAGAACCAGCCCAUCGUUUUCACCUAUGAGGUUGCAUUCGUGGAGAGCGACAUCGAGUGGCCCUCUCGCAGGGACGCCUACUUGAAGAUGGAGGGGGCCAAGGUUCACUCACUGGUUCUCGAUCCUCAAUUCGCUAAUGGUGAUCGCUUUUCCUUGCCGGUAUCGGUCUCGUGAUCCUGUUGAGGACCGUUCGAAGGGAUCUGACUCGGUAUGAGGAGCUCGACAAGGAGGCACAGGCUCAGAUGAACGAAGAGCUCUCGGGAUGGAAGUUUGUAGUCGGGGAUGUCUUCAGGGCACCGAGCCACCCAAUGCUUCUCUGUGUAAUGGCCGGUGAUGGAAGUUAGACUGUAACCAUCUUGUUUGCUGCACUUUGGGUUCAUGUCCCUUGCAUCUAGGGGAACUCUCAUCACCCAAAUCUGCAGCCACUCGCACUGCAGCUUGAUUGUUUAUAUGAAUCAGUGCGAGAGAAAACUGAGUCAGUUUAUAAGGUUAAA
Messenger RNA from Musa acuminata AAA Group (dessert banana), 1278 nucleotides. Its product is annotated as transmembrane 9 superfamily member 11-like. Gene Ontology annotation, cellular component: membrane. Gene Ontology annotation, biological process: protein localization to membrane. The record is from RefSeq and is a predicted model, not a curated record. The transcript has a single exon. Bases 1 to 405 code for a protein of 134 amino acids. NCBI's taxonomy places the organism in Eukaryota, Viridiplantae, Streptophyta, Magnoliopsida, Zingiberales, Musaceae.